CGUGUGUGUGUUGGCUAGGGAUCCGGGCUGAUUAGAAUGAGUGGGGCCCCCGGCUUAAUAGCACUGGGCGUGACAGUAUUAAGAAAUCCUCAGUUGGCUAUUGUGUGAGAUCAAUUGAAAUUACGCGUGCAGUCGGAGCAGGAGCCAUUUCGGCGUGGUGGCUUGCCGGCACCCAUUUCCUCCUGCCUGUUGGACUGUUAUCGCCACUAUGAGGGCUGCUGAUGGAUGAAUGAUUUCCCGACAGAGGAGCUUCAGUUUAUUGUGAAGUGUGCGGCUUCGGCUGGUGUGAUUUAGAGGAUACGAUGGUGGCAACGAAGACAGCUGCACCGGCAGCCGUGCUCCUCGUUCUCCUGGCCUUGCACGGAGCCGGCGGCUGCCCCAAGCAGUGCAAGUGUGAUGCGAAGACGCAAGAAGUCGCGUGCACGGGAAAGGGGUUGACGGAGAUUCCGUUUGGAUUACCUGUGGAUUCCAAGAGGCUGCUCAUCACGGACAACAGCAUCGCAGAAGUGACCGGGAGGCAGCUGAGCAAGCUCUCCCUGCUGGAGUGCCUCAGGCUCUCGAACAACAAAAUCUCAAAGAUCCAUUCGGGAGCCUUCAAGAAGCUGGUCAGGCUACGAUCCCUCCUCCUUGCAGGUAACAAUCUGACCAUGAUAUACAAAAAUACUUUUGAUGGCCUGGACAAUUUGACUGAGUUAGAUUUGAACAGUAACAACUUGCUUUUGCUCCAGGAGAACAUUUUCAGUAAUUUGCCCAGCCUAAAGACUCUUAAGCUUGGGGACAAUCCGCUCAUUUUUGUCCAAGAAAAGGCCUUCAAGGGCCUGCCAGGUCUGAAAGAGUUUGUGAUGAAGAAUACCAACGUUACCAUUAUGCCAUACACCGCUAUUCGGUCACUAUCAGGCCUGGUGACUUUAAGGUUAUCGCAGGAUAACUUUGACACAAUACAAGACAGGCCCUUCAAAGGUAUGACAAAAUUGAGAGAGCUGUACCUAACCGACUGGAAGAAGCUUACUAGUCUUGGUGAUGAUGUGUUUCGUGGCCUGAACUUAGAAGUACUAUCCCUAAAAAGGGCACAGCUAACUACAGUGCCAGUGAAGGCUCUGAGACGUUUGAGGCAUUUAACAAAGCUAGUUCUAACUGGCCUCCCCAUCAAAAGACUGAUGAGGAAUUCAUUCAAAAAAUUGCCAAAAUUAGUAGAGCUGUACGUAAAUGACAUGGGACUCAUUUCUGUUAGUGCCAGUGCCUUUUAUGGUCUGAAGAAGCUGAAAAUCUUGGACCUGUCCAAAAAUCAUUUGACUACUCUUUACCGCGACUGCUUUGGCCCGAGUGCGGUACCCAGCUUGCAGGUGUUCAACCUAGCAGAAAACCCCUGGAAUUGCAACUGUGAAUUGCAGUGGUUGAUGGAAGUCUUACGGACCAUCCCCGAGAGUGGAAACUCUGUGUACUGCGAAGAGCCCCCAAAUCCCGACGACCCAGCAAUCCUUAUCCCCUUGCGGAAUAUGACAGCGCAAAUUGCCGCCCAGUCAUGCAAGCCACCCACCGUCUCUGUCAGAUUCGGGGACCCCGACGCAAACGAAACAGUGAAGGUGGGGGCCACUGUAGUUAUCCAUUGUAACGCUACAGGGGAUCCGGCCCCAAUCAUAGAGUGGGGUGGGCCGUGGGGAAACGGUCGCCUGACCAUCUCCACUCACAACGAAUACGAGGAAAAAAACCACUACCUGGCACUUAACCCUGACGCCCUGGUUGUCAGAGAAGUGAAAGGCAAAGACAGCGGGAAUUAUACCUGUUAUGCAAGGAAUGGGGCAGGGACGGCACAGGCAAUCAUACAGUUACGUGUUCAGGGUAAGAUGAAGAACCCCGACCCGGAGCAGCGAGUAGGGCGGAACGGAAACAAUCCCUUCACAAACUCGACCCUUCAGAGCAACCAAUCCGACUACCCGGCUACAUUCGACCAACUCUUUCCCAUCCUUCUGGGCAGCAUUUUAAUGGGGAGUGGCACGUUCUUGGCAGUAGUCAUUCUGUGUUUGAUAGUGUUCCUCAUCUUGAGCAAGGCAAAGAAGCCCAGGGGACCUGAUCUUGGGGAUGAGUACGUAGCGGCUUCUCACGAUUCAGGUGGCGCGGGAGGUGGGAAAGGAAGAAAACUAAGGACCAAGAUUUAAUCUGUGCCACCGUUCACAUCCUCCCACCCGCUGUUACGACACGUCCUGCGAAACUUAUUGUUGGCGAUGUUGGAAAGGGUGGGUGAACUCCAUUACCUGCUUGCUGAGUUUAUGAGCAAAAUGAAGAACUGCAUACCAUAGCUGAAGGGCAGAGGAUCCUUCGCAGCACUAUCAUGAGGGUUGGUAAGUCCAUGAUUUACGGUAGAGAAAGAAUGGGGUGCAGACAUGGAGCACUUUGGUGCUUUCAUUCGGCCCUGGGGAGCAAUUUCUUGGGUGUUGGCAAUUUUUAAGCUGCAAUUAGUGGGGAGGAGACUGAAUCCCCUGGACAGCAUAAGAGUCUACUGUGUCGUAAGCCUGGCCACCUCGCCGUUAAAAGAGGCAAAUGUACCGUGUGGCCUCGUUGGUGUGUGUUUGUUCCUCCUAACGUGGCAAUGGGGUCAGCCAAAGUGACCACAGUAAUGAAUUUUCGGAACUGUUGCUCUCUCCACCUGUUCACAUCAGUGACGUCCGACUUUGAUUGGUGAUGCUCAAAACGUAAGCUGAUGAACUGGGACCGGAUUACAUGCAUGUAACCCGGCCCUAUCUAGCCAAAAGCCAAACUGACUAAAGCUCUGCCUUUUACAACCCAAGCAGUGAUGCCCAGUCUAAUCUGUUGAGCUGCACGUUCACUUAUUCUACAGGUUGUUUUUGCCAUAAACACUUAAAUGUACACACAUUUCAUGCAGGCCCGCCAGUUCGGGUCAUUCCCCGAUGAUUAGAAAGGCUGCAUUGACGACAUAGUAGGCCCUGCCCUGCAGGCACAGUAAGGAGAAAGUGUAUCAAAAUCGAGCUGACAAUUCCUCGGAGGGAGAUACGAAGUCCAUUUUAGGCCCGGCCUGUAAAUAGUGUAAGAUGAGCCCUGGUCGUUUGGCAGAACAGGAAGACCGUCACGCUGCAAAAUAGGGUGUGGCAGCUGCUAUGGGAAAUGCCAGAGAAACACAGUUGAUGAAUUUGCAUCAAGGAAUAUUUUUAUCUCGCUGAGGCUCUCCAGAGUGGUGCGUGUCAGUAGUUAUGGUGUGGGUAGUGGAGCGGGAUGAUAUGUAUCACUGCUUUUAUCUCUUAUCAGCAGUGGGAUAAUUGUGAAGAAACAUGGCAGAUUUUGCCAGGAGUACGUGUAUUUGGCAGUGUCUGGUGGGACUCUGCAUGUAAUUUGUCUUCUCCUUUCAAACCGUUCAUGCAACAAGGAUACCAUCAGUGCAUCUGAGGCCGCAACGUAUAAAUAUAGCUUUCAUAGCACAUAUUCACAGUUUUUAUUUUCAGAGAGGCGCACCCAGUACCGUAGUAAUUGUUAAAUGAUAAC
Messenger RNA from Branchiostoma belcheri (Belcher's lancelet), 3495 nucleotides. RefSeq names its product leucine-rich repeat and immunoglobulin-like domain-containing nogo receptor-interacting protein 3. The coding region runs from base 303 to 2156 and encodes 617 amino acids. Gene Ontology annotation, molecular function: protein binding. The transcript has a single exon. Gene Ontology annotation, cellular component: extracellular matrix. Lineage: Eukaryota; Metazoa; Chordata; Leptocardii; Amphioxiformes; Branchiostomatidae. The record is from RefSeq and is a predicted model, not a curated record.